Mytilus californianus (California mussel) is the source of this 8726-nucleotide messenger RNA. RefSeq names its product laminin subunit beta-1-like. The record is from RefSeq and is a predicted model, not a curated record. NCBI's taxonomy places the organism in Eukaryota, Metazoa, Mollusca, Bivalvia, Mytilida, Mytilidae. Bases 271 to 5556 code for a protein of 1761 amino acids. The transcript has 31 exons.
GAGUGUCAUUUCCGGCAUGUGUAAUUUGAUACUGAUUUGUACACAGAAUUUGCAAACUUUUGCAACUUUUGCCCAGUCAGGAGACCCAUUUUGGCUGUGGUUGUUGUACACAGUAUAUUGAUGAAGCACUGAAACAUCAACAAGAGCACCUUAAACAGUCGCUACAUGUGGCAGUACACUUUUCAAUAUUGAAUAUUAUUCAAAAUACAGUCAACUGUGGAUUAACUUUGAAUUUGAAGUAUAUGGAAUUAUUAGAAACUUGAAAAACAGAUGUUAGUGAUGGUGCCCCUAUUGUUACAGAUUAUUGUGUUUUCAUUAGUAUUUCAAGGUAAUGUUUUGCAGAGUAUACGUCAACCUCGAUGUGAACAAGGCAGUUGUUAUCCUGCAACUGGAGAUUUGUUAAUAGGUCGUGAGGACUCUCUAUCUUCCACAUCAACAUGUGGAUUAAACAGUCCAGAACGUUAUUGCAUAGUUAGUCAUUUAGAAGAAGAUGCUAAGUGUUUUGUGUGUGAUUCUAGAUAUGAAAGAGAGAGUCACAAUAUUACAAACAUUGUAUGGUCUUAUGGAAAUCGGUAUACUCGUUGGUGGCAAGCAGAAGCUGGAAAGCAACAAGUUUCUAUACAGCUUGAUUUAGAAGCAGAGUUUCAUUUUACCCAUUUGAUCAUGACAUUUAAAACAUUUAGACCAAAAGCAAUGUUAAUAGAAAGAUCAUAUGAUAGAGGAAACACUUGGAGAGUCUAUAGGUAUUUUGCUGAAGACUGUGUGGCAUCAUUUCCAGGAAUAAAAAGAUGGCCCCCAAAAACACUGGAAGAUGUGAUUUGUGAUGAUUCCUAUUCAGAUGUAGCCCCAUCUACAGAAGGAGAGGUAAUAUUCAGGGUACUCCCACCAUUCAUUCCAAUAGAAGAUCCAUACAACCCAAAAGUUCAAGACUUACUUAAACUAACCAAUUUGAGAGUUAAUUUUACAGAUUUGCACACUUUAGGUGACACUUUGGUUGACAAUAGACGAGAAAUAAAAGAAAAGUAUUACUAUGCAAUGUAUGAAAUGAUUGUCAGAGGAAGUUGUAGCUGUUAUGGUCAUGCAUCACAAUGUAUACCUGUUGAUAAGUACAAGGGGAAAGAAAAUCAAGGCAAUAUGGUGCAUGGUAAAUGUGUGUGUACACAUAAUACCCAAGGAGACAAUUGUGAACGCUGUCUUGAUUUUUACAGUGACCUUCCAUGGAAACCUGCACAACAGAAUAAACCAAAUGCCUGUCAGAAAUGCAACUGUAACAAUCAUGCAACAGAAUGUCAUUUUGACCCUGCAGUGUAUGUACUUUCUGGAGAGAUAAGUGGUGGUGUUUGUGAUGAUUGCCAACAUAACACAACAGGCAGGAAUUGCCAGGAAUGCAAAGAAUACUUUUUUCAAGAUCCCAAUAGAGACAUAAGAGACCCAGAGAUAUGUCAAGCUUGUGAUUGUGAUCCAGCAGGAUCUGAAAGAGAUGGACGAUGUGAUGAUCAUACAGACCCAUAUUUUGGUCUGGAGGCUGGAAGAUGUCGUUGUAAAGCUAAAGUAGAGGGGAAACGUUGUGAUACUUGUGUUGAUGGUUAUUGGAUGCUCAGUGAAGAUAAUCCUGAUGGUUGUCAAAUAUGUAAUUGUAAUCUGUUGGGAACUAUAGAUAAUAUGGGCUGUGAUAAACAGAAUGGUGCUUGUUUCUGUAAAAGAUUUGUUACAGGACAGAGAUGUGAUGAAUGUUAUCCUGGUUAUUGGGGAUUAAGUUCUGAUGUCAGUGGAUGUCGACCUUGUGAUUGUGAUGUAGGCGGUGCAACAUCUGAAGAGUGUGACUCCAUUAGUGGACAGUGCACUUGUAAACCAAACAUAAUUGGUAGGAAAUGUGACCAACCACGCUCUGAAUAUUUCUUUGGCAAAUUGGACUACUUCUUGUAUGAAGCAGAGGAAGCUUUGGGUAUUGGAAAUACACGACCAUAUAUAAGAGAGCCUAGACCAGGGCUUCAGAGUUGGACAGGCAAUGGAUUUAUGCAGAUAAUGGAAGGAGAUAUCAUUGAAUUCACUGUGAAUGAUAUUGUGUUCCCUAUGUAUUAUGAUAUUGUUAUUAGAUUUGACCCUAGGAUGCCAGAAAUGUGGGAAGACAUUAAAGUUGAUGUUAUUCGCUCACAGACAGUUGAUCAGACAGGACCAUGUGCAAAUCACAGACCUGCAGAUGACAAAAAAACUACAGUGUUACAACCUGGUAGUAGAUAUUCAGUAGUCAGUCCAGCAGCUUGUUUAGAGCCAGAGAGAGAAUAUAAGAUAAGAAUUAAAUUCAAUAGUUACAAGACUAACCAGGCUACACCUGAUGCUACUACACUGAUUGAUUCUAUUGUUUUGACUCCAAACAUUGAUAGCAUUCCAAUAUUUCAUGGUAUUGGUUAUCCAGAAUACAUGAAAAAUGAAUUUAUUCGUUACCGAUGCCGUGAAUCUCAAUUGUCAGUCUACCAGCCAGAACUCCAGGACUUCUGUAGACAGCUUACUUUCAGUAUUUCUUCCAUUAUUCAUCAGAAAGCUCUUGAGUGUCAGUGUGAUCCAAUGGGAUCUUUAAGUAGUGAAUGUGAAUAUGCUGGUGGUCAGUGUAGAUGUAAACCUAAUGUUGUUGGUCGCAGAUGUAACAAGUGUGCUCCUGGUACAUAUGAUUUUGGACCAGAUGGAUGCAAACCUUGCAACUGUCAUGAAUAUGGUGCUGUAGAUAAAUUCUGUGAUGCCAGGACUGGUCAGUGUAAUUGCAUCAGUUAUGUUGGGAACAAGAUAUGUGACCAGUGUCAGGCAGGAUAUUGGGGAUUCCCCCGCUGCCGACCAUGCCAAUGUAAUGGAAAUGCAGAUACUUGUGAUGAUUUAACUGGCAGAUGUGAUAAUUGUAAUGAUUACACUGCUGGUGACCAGUGUGAUAAGUGUUUGGAUGGGUACUAUGGUGAUCCCCGUAUAAAUUAUCGCAUACCAUGCAGACCUUGUUUGUGUCCUGGAGGACCAACUAGUGAUGUACAGCAUGCUGAUUCCUGCUAUGAAGAUCCAAGACUGCAGACAGUAGUCUGUAACUGUUAUCCAGGUUUCAAAGGACCAAACUGUGAUACAUGUACAGACAACUACUUUGGAAAUCCAAAGGAUGUGAAUGGUACAUGUGAACCAUGUAUCUGUAAUAAUAAUAUUGAUCCAAAUAUUGCUGGAAGUUGUGACACCUCAUCAGGUGAAUGUCUCAAGUGCUUGUUUAAUACUGAAGGAUUCAACUGUGAACAGUGUAGUCCUGGUUACUAUGGUGAUGCAUCAAGCCAGAAUUGUAAACAAUGUAUUUGUGAUCCAUAUGGAACAGAUCCAAAUGGUGGAGACUGUGAUAGAGUAACAGGACAAUGUCCUUGUCUACCAAAUGUCAUUGGACAAAAAUGUGAUUCCUGUGCUCCUGGUUUCUGGAAUAUAACAAGUCAAAUGGGUUGCUCUUCAUGUGGCUGUGAUUUGCCUGGAUCUACUGGAAUAGAAUGCAAUCAGUUUGAUGGUCAAUGUGAGUGUGUACAGGGAAGAGGAGGAAGAGAUUGUGCCUCUUGUGAAGAUAAUUACUGGGGAGAUCCUACUGUACAGUGUUAUCCUUGUGACUGUAACUACCAAGGCUCUGCUCAGACUCAGUGUGACAGAAGGUCAGGUCAAUGUGUAUGUCUGACAGGUAUCAGUGGUUACAAAUGUGAUCGUUGUGAUAGAGGCACCACAGGAGAACUCCCCAACUGUAAGCCCUGCGGAGAUUGUUUCAACAAUUGGGACAGAGUGAUCAGAGACUUGUCAGCCCAAACAACAGACUUGAUCAAACGAGCGGUAGACAUCAAAGCAACAGGUGUAGAAAGUGCCUUUAAUAAGGAAUUUCAGCAAAUGGAGGAAAAUUUGGAUGAAAUAAGACAGAUUGUCAGAAAUGCCAACAUUUCUUCAGAAGAUAUUAGAGAUUUAGAUAGUAUGUUAAAAUCUCUCAGGCAGCUUUUAUCAGAUGAGUUUAGAAGAUUGAAUAACACUGAAAAUCAGUUUAAUGCAAGAAUGGAUGAUAUAAGAAAAGGAAAUAAUGAUAUUUUAUCACUUAAACAAAGAGUGGAGGAAUUGAAGAAAAAGGCUGAUGAUUUGAGGAGAAAUGCAACAGACAUUCAGGCCAGAGAUGUAGAAGGUGCCUUCAACAUUACAAAGGAGGCACAGCAAAAGUCCAGAAUGGCACAGUCUAAAGUUGAUGGAACACAGGGAAUGCUGAAUGAGUCUAUGAAAACAAGAGCUGAAGUGGAGAAAAUGCUUGAGGAAAACCGUAAUGCAUUUAAUCAGAAAAUACAGGAAAAUGAAGCUGAACUGAAUGAGAUUGAUGACAAAGUAUCAAGUCUUGGUAGUAGAAUAGCUGAUCUUAAUGAAAUGGUUUGUGAUGGAAGAGGGGACCCUUGUGAUGAUGUCUGUGGAGGUGGUGGAUGUGGCAAGUGUGGAGGAAUCAGUUGUGAUGGAGGUGCUCUUACCAAAGCUGACAAUGCCAUAGAUCGGGCCAACCAAGCAAAACUGUUAUUAGACAUUAAAGAAGUAGAUGCCAAUACAAUGCUUACAGAGAUACAGCAAGCACAACAAGAAGCAGAAGAAGCUAAAGAUCAAGCACAGAUGGCUUACGAUGAGGCAAUGAAAGCUAAAAAUGAAACUGAAAAAGCUAAACUCAUGUUGCAGAAUGUGCUUUCUGAUGUACAAGAUUUCUUGGGAUUAGGUAGAGCAACGCCAGAUGAUGUGAAAGAGAUAACUGAAGAGGUACUUGGUAUGAGUAUAUCACUGACUCCAAACCAAAUCAUUGAGUUGGCACAGAAAAUAAAUGAAACCAUUCAGGGUUUACAAAAUAUUGAUUCCAUUCUUAAUGCCACACGAGAUGAUUUAGAUAAAGCACAGAAGCUUAAGGAGAGGGCAGAAAAUGCAAAAGGUGAUGCAAAUACUAUCCUAGGAAAAGCCCAGGAUGUUCUGAACAACUUGAAGGGAGCUACAUCUGCCCAGAAUUCAGCUACAAUUGCCAUUAAUAAGGCUGACAAUGACAUAACAGAUGCUGAAGCAGACCUAACACAGAUUGAAUCAGAGACAUCUGCUGCAAGUGAAAAGUCAGACAUGUCACUGAAAGCAAUAGAACUGUUGAAGAUAAGACUGGAAGCUUUAAGAAAAAAAUACAUUGAAAAUGACAUCAAAGUUAAACAAGCUGAAGAUGCUGCACAACGUGCUAGUGAGACUGCUUUAGUUGCGGAAACGAGAGCUAAUGAACUAGAAAUGGACUACAGUCCAACUGCAUCACAGCUAGAUUCUCGUUAUAACCUUACAAAGGCAGCCAGAGCUAAGGCACAAGAUCUAAAGGUUAGAGCUGACAGAUUGGCAGGGGAGACAACUAAUAAGUUAGACAAACUCAGAAAAAUGCAAGAAGAUUUCAACAAAAAUGAAAUGACUUUAAAUCAAUUAGCUGAUAACAUAGAUGAAUUAAACAGAAAUAUGACUAUUUAUCUGCAAGUCAUAACAAAGAAAUCCAGGGAGUAUUAUAAAUGUAAAACAUAGUUGCCAUACAUAUUUAGUGGUAAUAAAGUUUUAAAAGGGCUGUAACGAAUUGACAGAUCUGCAUAUUUGUUUUACAAAUAUGAUAACUUAUUGCAUGUACGGUUGUAUUUAAAGCUUUCCUGAUAUUAUAUAUAAAUGUAGUAGGUUAGAUAUACAUGUGAAUCAGAUUAUCUAUCCAGGUUGUAUUUCAUGGUUAUUAAUCUCAUGUAUAUUAGAUUCAUAUACUCAUUAUUAUACAAAUGUGCCAAUAUUUUUCUCAAACUGUGUUACAUGAUUAUAUUUCAGUAAAGAUAAUUGAACAAUUUUAUAAUAUGGUGCUGACAUUAUUGUUUUUGUUUUCAUUUUUCAGAGUUUGAGACUCUGAUAUUUUUGUGAUAAUAUUUGCUUUAAGUCUACAAAUCCCCAUAAAAAUUAAAACACAGUAUUCCUGGUCACAGUACAAACGUUAGAAAUACUGCUUUUGCUUACUUUUGAUAAAAAGGACUGAAAAGAGAUCCAAAAUGACUUGAAAUUAAAUUAGAUUUUGACCACAUUAUCCCUCUGAAAAUAAUAAUCUAUGAAAAUUCUGUCUCAGAAUUGUAAUGACAUUUUAGCAGAAUUAUCUUUGAUAAAUCUUAUACAAAAUUGAAUAAUUGUCAUACAGUUUCUAUAUAAAUGAUGUUAUUUUAAUGUCAAACUUAUGCACUCAGACUUAAAUUUUUUUUAAUUUUGUAAUCAGUUUGGAGCUUUUUCUCAAUAGUAACUGUGACCAGUAUGGUAUGGUCAUAAAGUGAGACUGGUGUUCCCAGAUUCUUACAUUUUUUCCGCUUUGUGCUUUUAUAGAAAACCUUUGUUUUGUAUUAACAAAUUUGACUCAUUAUUAAUGUAUAUAUUAUAAGGGAGCCCUAUUGGCUCAACUACCUGAACCAAAACUAUUGUUUUAAUUUUGUUCUUAAUUUUUAUGGACUUUCUGUUUUAUUUUGAAUUCCAUUUACAGUGCCAUUGUCAAUUAUUGAUAUAUUACUUGGCGUCCAUCAUCCAUUAACUUUAUUAAUUCUAUUAAAACAGGGCAAAAUUUACGCAAAACUUUGUAGGAUAAAUGUUAUGGAGAUAUUUCUUAGAUUAACAAAUUACUUAUGCCAUUACUGAACCAAACUUGGCUACAGUCAAAGAAAAUAUAAUUUCCAACUGCACAUUUUGCUGUUACACAACCUACUAAUAUCAAAUGUUGGAUGUUUUUAUUUUUUUGUAGUCCCCAUUAUUGAAUUAGUAUCAUAGUGAAUGUUAAAGGUUCUUUGGGACCUCUAGUUGUGAUUUUAUUGUAUUUCUUUAUAAAUAACCAUUUAAGUAAAUAUACAUGUAAAUAUGUUUAUGUAGAGAUGCUUUUAUAAAAUACAUAUGUAUUUACAUUUAUGUGGAUUUGUAAUAGUUUUAUGUGUUGUUUUUAUAUGUCUGUCUGAAUUUUAGAUUUUUGUUUGUAAAAGUUUCUGUCUUCAUGUGUACUUCAGUAAAAAAUUAUAAUUCAUAUCAAUCGAUCCUAACAAUAUAAUAUAGAAGAGUUUCACAUCAUUUUUUAAAAAUGCUGUAACAGUUUAUCUUGUUUCAAUAAUAUUAUUGCUGAUGCAGUUUAUUUUAAAGGUUGCAUUUUCAUUUAAGUAUACAAUAUUUUUGAUAUUUAUGCUACAAUGUAAUUUAUAAUCAUUUAUUGACCCACCAACAAGUCAAAACUAAGAAAUCCAGAUAAUUUUAACUUCACAUCUAAAUAACAUUCUUAUGUUCACUUUUGGCUAGAAAUACAAAUUUCCAGACUAGACCAAUUGUUGAAAAGAUUGCCAAUUGUGAUCGUUACCAUUUGGUAUCUGUCCUCUAUUAACAUAACCCUUGAACUUAUUGAAACCAAAAAUAGCAGGAAUGGUGCUUGCAAAUCCAAAAUAAGAAUUUGAAAUGGGUAAUUCUAAAUUUUGAUUUGGUAAAAAUUGAUACAAGCAAAAAUUCUGCAGAAUUAUAUAACCACUUCAUAAGAAACUGGUAGAAAUGCUCAUUUAGAGUUGUUACUAUGGUGAUGACCCGCUCAAGUGCAGAUGUUGAUAUUAAGCACAUUUUGAAACAAAUCUUGGUAGUACUGACUUAAAAAGAUAACGAGAAAAAAAACUGUGUCAAGUAUAAAUAUUGUUAUUUUGUCCUGUUCUGCUAUUAAAUUUUAAUCAAUUAUCUUUAAAAAAGCUCAAACUACUAUGCACAAAUAGUGUGUGAAUUUAACAAUCAGUCCAGUUAUCGAGAGCAAACAGAGUUUUGUCAUAGCAUUAGAUCCUUUCAUUUUUUUUAUUUUGCUGAUCUUGUUAUUGAAGGUUCUGAAAUUUAACUCAGUUGUUUCCACUCAAAAAAGGUGUACAACUCAUGUUGUGUCAUUUGUUUUUCCAUUGGUUAAGCUAAAUCCAGAAUCAGUUUUACUGUCAGAUUCUAACUGACAGUUUCAUAAUCAAAUUCAAAUUCACUUAUGGUUCUGGUUCUUCUUUUUUUUGUUACCUUCAAUUGAUUUAUAUAUUAAGGUUACACAUACUUUUAUUUUUGAACAGUGUGUAAAAUGAGCUUUAAUCAAAAUCUUCCCAAGAAAAAUUAUAAAUCUCCUUGACACUUGAUUCAUUUGAAGUUCUGUUUGUAGAUUAACAUGGUACUGCUUCAUGACAAUCAUGUGUGUUAUUUUCUGUGAUUUAGUAACAAUGCCUUCUACGAGAAUAAAAAAUGCUUAAAGAAUACAAAACUUAUUUCAGUCAAUACUUGACCAUUUUGUAGUAUAAAUAUAUUGCAUUGUCUUGGAUAUUUAAUGUUUUAUGUUCACAAUAGAUAUAUUUGACGACAUAUAAAUAUUUCUGAAACUUUGAAUUCACUGAUUGAUGUAUGAAAUUACGCUAGACUAAAGACAAAUAAAAUGAAUGUCAUAUGUGCCUUUGUAAUUUACUAUUGUCAAGGUUUGAUAAGCUUCAUUGUUUUUUUACUAUACCAUUUUAAAAUAGUAGUUAUAAAACCAAAGAUAAUUAUGCAAUUGUUUUAUCGACUUUGAUAUAUUUACAAGCAUAUUUUAUAUUAAGUGAUCAAAGUAAAUAGUGAGUUUUAUGUAAUUUUAUAGCAGUUUUUGAAGUAGAAAACAAAUCUUCCAUUUUAAGAAAUAAUAAACCCUAUGCAGUUUCCUA